AUGGAACGAUCACUGCCCAUUCAGGAAGAACAAAGAGUAAAACAACUGGUAAAUGAAAAGACUACUACAAGGGGAAUGGAGAAAAGAACAAACCCACCUGAUAAAGGGUACUGGUCUGAUAAGGGGAGUUCUAUGAGUGUAAGAUGUGGCAGAAGUGAUUCAAAGUGGAUGGAUAAGAAUUUUGUAGAAGAUUUUGAGCCAAAUUCCUCAGAUGAGGAUUAUGUGGAUCAGAUCUUUAGGCGUAAGCCCAAAGGUAAGAUUCCUCUUUCAUUUCAUGAUUAG
This is a messenger RNA of Ilex paraguariensis (yerba mate), 282 nucleotides long. NCBI's taxonomy places the organism in Eukaryota, Viridiplantae, Streptophyta, Magnoliopsida, Aquifoliales, Aquifoliaceae. The record is from the annotation of a GenBank genome assembly.